AAUAAGUGGAUUUUUUAUUUAUUUAUUUUUGCCUGUUUUUUUUUUCUAGUUAUUGCACGGUUAUAUAAGCAGUAUCUUAUUCUUUAUGCUUUGCUGUUGACGUCAAACUGCAAUCGAAGUGUCUCAAAUAAACGACGACUUUUCUUCAUGUCGGCCUUUCAGUCCCGAGCGCGGCAAGAGGAUCCGGAGCAGCUGCGUUUGAAACAGAAGGCGAAAGAGAUGCAGCAGCAGGAGCUGGCUCAGAUGAGACAGAGGGAGGCCAACCUGACUGCUUUGGCAGCCAUUGGUCCCAGGAAGAAGAAGAAGAACCUGGACUCUCCAUCCUCAUCUGCUUCAGCUGAGGGGUCCGGAACAGGCUUGUCUCUAACCGGCGCCGCUGGUUCCUCGGGCUCCAGACUCACUCGACAGCGCAUCACGCGUGUCAAUCUCAGGGACCUGCUCUUCUGCCUGGAGAACGAGAGAUUUACCAGUCGCUCUCAUUUCCUCUACAAGGGCUUUCUCAAAUAGCCUUGAUGUUUGAGAAAGAGAGAGAGAGAGAGAGAUAGAGAGAGAGUAGAGGGGGGAGGAGGGAGCGACGUGAGUGGAGAGACCAAAACGCUCCCUCUAGAGAAAGACUCCUUUGGGUAAAAAGGAGAGGAGACGAUCUAUUUGGUGCAUUUAAAGGUUCUUUAGGUUCACCUGCUAUCAUAAAAUACAAUCGUAGCCAUACUGGAAGGCCUCUCUACCUCCCUCCUCAAGUGAUGCCUCUUUUCCUUCAGAGCAGUCGUUGACUGAUGCCCCUUUAUCUGCCCUGUUAAAACCUCCUUUUCUUUCAAGAUGGUGCAAAAGUAAAACGUGUUUUAUGAAGGUUUUAUUUUGUGUGAACAAAAGACAUAAUGUACAAUUGUGCACUGUAUCAUAGUUUGGUUUAUUUUCUGAACAUUCGUAUGCAAGCUAGGCUUUAAAGCUAUGGAAAUCACUAGUAUUAGACAACCGGUUUGUUUUUGUUUUGUUUUUCUUGAAUGAUGAUCUCGUUCUAGUUUGUGUUGAUUUUUAGUUUGAUCUCCAAACUGUGUAACCUGCUGAGUUGCCUUCCUAACUAUGAAUAAGCCAUACAACCAUUCUCACACAAUUAACCCUGCUGUAAGCUCACUCUGUUCAUCUCCAUUACUUUGCAGCAUAUUUAAAAAUUUCCAUCGUAUUUAUUUACUAAAAAUCUAAGUUUAAAUUAAUGUUUAGCUAUUUAUUUAUUAUGUGACGCUACAAGUGUGUCCUAUUGCUUAAAGCUGGAAAAAAAAAUUAAAAGUACAUCCACAACAGGAUAUGUUUGAAAUGACGUUUUAGAUUUCAGAUGCUUAGAGUUGGGUGUUCUUUAUUUUUAAUCUAUUCUUUAGAUUUAAACUUAAAAUUUCUAAUUCUAAUAGUUUUUUUAAGGCUUCUAACCUCUGUUGCUAUACCAAACUUCUUCAGUCUAUUUUGGUAGCCUCCCAACACACAUUUUUACUCCUGUUGCAAACUGACAGCGGUAAUGUGACAUUACUACUUUGGUGAGCUACUGGACAACCCUUUAGGUCUUUAGCGUGUCUGUCUUAAGAAACUAGAGUUUCUUCUUGUACAUUUGUAAAUGUUUCAUCUAAAGUUUUACAUACGGUUUUGUAUAGAAUUGAAAAUUUAUGCAUACUGCAUCAAGAAAAUCUAAAUUUCUCUACUGAAAAGUUUGAAUAAAGGAUGAUUUUACAUAUUC
This is a messenger RNA of Poecilia latipinna (sailfin molly), 1723 nucleotides long. RefSeq names its product transcription initiation factor TFIID subunit 4-like. Gene Ontology annotation, molecular function: DNA binding; RNA polymerase II general transcription initiation factor activity. Gene Ontology annotation, cellular component: transcription factor TFIID complex. Lineage: Eukaryota; Metazoa; Chordata; Actinopteri; Cyprinodontiformes; Poeciliidae. The record is from RefSeq and is a predicted model, not a curated record. The coding region runs from base 148 to 507 and encodes 119 amino acids. Gene Ontology annotation, biological process: transcription initiation at RNA polymerase II promoter. The transcript has 3 exons.